AUGGCGUUGCAAUCGGAAGUGACAACAGACACCCUGUCACUCCUCGAAGAACGCCUCCGGAUUCUUGACUUCGCGCUCAAUGGCGACCAAUCCGCAGCAGAUCACGAAACACAGGCGGCAGCAGGCACGAGCGAGACGAAAGGUCCCGCCAUCGCACGGCUGAAAUCACUGGAACGCUCGCUGCAAUCCCUCGCGGCCAAGUCGACCACCGUCAACGACGUGCUCUCCCUGCACGCGAGACACCCCGAUCUCUUCCACGUGCGCGACUCCACCAAUCUCCCCAUCUCCCUGCAACCCGCCUCAUUGCUCUCACUCGUCCUCGCAAAUUCUCAGCUCUACCUCUCCCUUUCCAACAAACUACCUCAACUCCAGGAGACGUCGAUUCCAGACCCCGCCCAGGCAACCAGGAUGGUCGCACUCGGCCCGCGCAUCGAAAAGGCACUGGCAAAGCAGGACUCGCAGGCGAGCGAGCUUGCGGAUCUGAGGCUGCGGAGCGCUAGAGUCGUGGAGUCCUGGUACGAAAGCGGCGUAUUGGGCAUGGGGGAGCGGUGGGCGGACUGGGAGGAGCGGUUACGCGCCGUCGAGAUCGCGGUGCGCAGACGUGAAGCUGCUAAGAAGCGGGAGGAGGCUCCUGUCUGA
Messenger RNA from Neohortaea acidophila, 639 nucleotides. RefSeq lists its product as uncharacterized. The record is from RefSeq and is a predicted model, not a curated record. Lineage: Eukaryota; Fungi; Ascomycota; Dothideomycetes; Mycosphaerellales; Teratosphaeriaceae. The transcript has a single exon. The coding region runs from base 1 to 639 and encodes 212 amino acids.